CUCCAGCAGGGUGCGUUCGUGUUUACACCAUUUUGAGAGAUAAUGGCACAGACGGCGACCUCCACCCUUCCAGGCCCUUAUCUGCAGCCCCAAGCCCUGUCUGGACGCCACUUGGUGUCGCGGGGUCGGGCCAGCGCUAAAGCUUCCGAACCUCGAUGUGGACGACAAUGCGGCGUGGGUCUGCCUGGUUGGAGACCCUGCACUGCGCUUCCGCGCGGGGAACCCAGCCGGUGGGCGGGACGGCGCGUGCGCACAAGGGCGCCUCGGGAAGUUGGAAAUCAGCCCGCCUGGCCGCGGGCCUGGGCGGCCCCCGGGGCAUGGGCGCUGCGGCUGGCUUGGCUCGGCGGCUGCGGGUGGCCUUGCGGGAGGAGGAGUUGCGGGUCGUGGAGGAGCUGCUCCGCCGCGGUGCCGACCCCAACCUGGUAUUGGAGGAUGGCGCGGCGGCCAUGCACCUGGCGGCCAGAGCCCGGCACCCGCGGAGUCUGAGUUGCCUUGAGGCCCUGCUUCGCCGUGGCGGAGACCCCAACGCACGAUCGGCCGAGGCGCUGACGCCGCUGCACGUGGCUGCUGCCUGGGGCUGUCGCCGCGGCCUGGAGCUGCUGCUGAGCCAGGGAGCGGACCCCGCGCUGCGCGACCAGGAUGGACUCCGGCCGCUGGACUUGGCGGAGCAGCAGGGGCAUCAGAACUGUGUGUGUAUCCUGCGGGAGCUGGAGACCCAGACCAGGACCCCGACCCGGACCCGGGCAGUCACCCAGGACCCAGAGCCCCAGCCUGGUGGCCCAGGCCUUUGGGAAAAGGGGCUGGAUAUCAGCCCCCCUGGACCUCCCAAUGUGAUGCUGGACUCCACAGCACUGGACAGAGGUGACAGCAAGGACAUGAACCUGAAGGCUAGCCCUGGACCCCCCAGCCUUCUUGCCCACCCUAACAUUGCUGACACAGAUGGCAUCUCGGGGUCCCCCCUAGGGCGCUGGGACUGCAGCUCAGUUGCCUCCUUUGUCACCGCGGUUGAGGCCUCUGGAGCUGAGGAUCCAUGCCCCGACACAUACCCCUGGACUGGUGUCCAACCCUCCCAGAGGGUGCCAAGAUCUUCGGGUACCCCACAGCUGGAGCAUCAAGCCCUCAUGGAGAGCAGAGAGACAGAACUAAAUGCCCGCCUGCAAGCCCUGACUCUGACCUUGCCAGAUGCUUCCCCCUCCCCUAAGUCCUUCCCAGACAGGAGCCCAGCCAAUAGGCCCCCUUGGGAACCACCGUCUGGACCCUGUGAAUUCCACUUCCAGAAAGAUGACCAGUCCCUUGACAGUGAUGUGGCUGCCCUCUGGCUGACAGAGGAUGAGGCGAGCUCCAUGGGGAGCAGAGACCCCGUCCCCUCUUGCCAAUGCCCACUGGACCCCACCAUAUCUGACCUGGAGCUGCUGCAAGCACUCCGGGCGCUUGGUGAGAGCCCUGGCCCCAUCACGCCCUUCAGCCGGCCACACUACCUCCGACGGCUGGAAGAAGCCCAGGCUGCUCCAGGCCCAGAAUUUUCAGGGCACAGCCCAGAGCUGGCCGAGGCCCUGCGGACAGGCCGCAUCCCAGAUGCCCAGGCAGAUGAGGAUGUUCUUGCCCAGCAGUUUAAGCGGCCGGAUCCCUCCAGAAGGUGGCGGGAGGGAGUUGUGAAGUCCAGCUUCACUUAUCUACUCCUGGACCCCAGGGAGACUCAGGACCUGCCAACCCGGGCCUUCUCACUGACCCUGGCUGAAUGCCUUCGGAUUUUUGUACAUGCCAUCUUCUAUGUGGGCAAGGGAACACGGGCCCGGCCAGAUGUCCACCUCUGGGAGGCCCUCAGUCACCGUGGGCGGCCAGGAAAACAGGCCUGUCCCAAGGUGCGCCAGAUCUUGGACAUUUGGGCCAGUGGUCGCGGAGUUGUCUCCCUACAUUGCUUCCAGCAUGUGGUUGCCGUGGAGGCUUACACUCGAGAGGCAUGUCUUGUGGAUGCUCUAGGGAUCCAGACCUUGACCAACCAGAAGCAAGGACACUGCUAUGGAGUGGUGGCAGGCUGGCCACUGCACCGGCGCCGCCGCUUAGGGGUACAUCUGCUGCACCGUGCCCUCCUUGUCUUCCUGGCUGAGGGUGAGCGAGAGCUGCGGCCCCAGGACAUCCAGGCCCGUGGCUGAACCCUGGGGAGUUGGCCAUUCAGCUUAGGUAGAGAGCAGAGUGUUUGAAUGUUCCAGCUGCCCUGUGAGAGCAGCCCCGCAUCUCUAGCUCCAGAGGGCUAGUUGGGGAACAGCCAGGCAGGUCUCCCUUGUAGACUGAGGGAGGACUUUAUUACAGAUGGAACUGCUGGAGAGGUAGUGAGCUCCCUGUCAUGGGAGGAGACUAAGGGGAUGUGAGAGGAGAACAAGUAGACCAGAUGGGUCUUUGGAACAUUCUGGUGCUUUGAAACAUGCCAAUGCUUUGGCAGUUUGGUCCUGUCUGUGCAAAGAAUCCAUUUUUUAUCUCCCAGACACAGAAGACCCACAGUGUGGGCUGGGCCAGGGGCUUCCAAUCCGUUACACGAAGGGAAUCUGCCCAGCUCAAGUACGGGGUUAUGCUGCUUCCAGCUAUGGGACCUCGGAGCAGUAAUUUCUCUCUGAGCCUGGGGAAAGUGCGAGGUGCUACCUCAGGGGGUCAUUGUGGGGAUCAGAUUAAAUGAAGUCAUGGGAUAGUGUUUGCUUAGAGCCCUACUGAGCCAGAGGCAGCUCUGCAGCCCAGGUGGAAAGUCUCUGGGGGAAGGGGGGAGGGUUCUGGAAUGUUCUCGAGGGGCCGAUUGUGUGUGGUGAGGGGUGGGCAGGGCUGGGGAGAUCUUCCCGGUGCUAGUGUGAGACAGCAGCACUCCUAGGGAUCCCUGUGUGACUGGAGCCUCGUGGCGUUGCUUCUCUGAACCUGUUCCUUCCACUGUAAAAUGAGAUCAGUAACCCCGACUUUAUGCAAAGAGCUUCAGUAAAUGCCAAGCCACUAUUGGGAUAGUGUUGAUGGGAUCAUUUAAAUUUUCCAUAAGUUGUUUCUUCAAAACAGUCUAGAGGGUUUCUGGACUUGGUGAGAUCUGCUGCCUCAUUGGAUUCAACACCUGUCCGUCUUGCGGCUCAGCAAACCAGGGCUUGCAGGGGGCAGGCCAAGGUGCUACCGGCCUCCAUUCCUCCACUGCCUCCACUGCUAAGCCCCUGAGUACUCUGUGGAUAAUUAGGGUCCCUGCCCAUGGAGGGUGCCUGGGUGCUACCAUUUUAACUGAGCUGAAGAAACUACUCUCCGAGCUUCUGUUUGCUCAUUUGUAAGACACGGAAUUCUCCCAGACACCAAGUAGUUGCUUGAUAAAGCGAUAACAAUCGAAACUGCGUGCCAUCUCCCAAGAAUACGCAAAUAGAAAGAAUCCAGACGCCCCCCACCCCAAAAGGCCCAGAAGAGAUGGUAUUUGUCUAACAGGGUUUCCCCACCUCUGCCUUACUGACUUUGAGGUCAGGUUACUCCUUGCGGUGGGGGCUGUCCUGUGUAUUGUAGGGUGUCAGGCAGCAUUCCUGGGCCCCACCUACCAGACGCCAGGAGCACUUCCCUCACCACCCCCACCCCCGCCACUCCCAGUUGUGGCAAUCAAAAAUGUCUCCUGAAUUUGCCAAAGUACGACAGUGUCCUUGUAUGAACCCCUGCUUUAAAUUAAAGGUGGGGUCACAAACCAGCGGGGAAAGGACCAAAGGUGCAGCAGCUGAGGAGACCAAUCUCUCCUCCCACCGUCCACACAAACCACAGAUAAAUCUAGAUAUAUAUACAUUAGAAUACAAUAGAGAGGGGUGGAGGGUAUAGCUCAGUGAUAGAAUGUGUGCUUAGCAUGCACAGGGUCCUGGGUUCAAUCCCCAGUACCUCCAUUAAAAAUGAGCAAAUAAAAUAAUUA
This is a messenger RNA of Camelus dromedarius (Arabian camel), 3901 nucleotides long. RefSeq names its product ankyrin repeat and LEM domain containing 1 (gene ANKLE1). The record is from RefSeq and is a predicted model, not a curated record. Gene Ontology annotation, biological process: double-strand break repair via homologous recombination; resolution of meiotic recombination intermediates. The transcript is spliced from 9 exons. Bases 156 to 2153 code for a protein of 665 amino acids. Gene Ontology annotation, cellular component: cytoplasm; nucleoplasm. Lineage: Eukaryota; Metazoa; Chordata; Mammalia; Artiodactyla; Camelidae. Gene Ontology annotation, molecular function: protein binding; DNA endonuclease activity.